Podarcis raffonei (Aeolian wall lizard) is the source of this 5232-nucleotide messenger RNA. It is a transcript of the gene LRP10, whose product is annotated as LDL receptor related protein 10. The record is from RefSeq and is a predicted model, not a curated record. Gene Ontology annotation, cellular component: plasma membrane. The transcript is spliced from 7 exons. Bases 169 to 2172 code for a protein of 667 amino acids. Lineage: Eukaryota; Metazoa; Chordata; Lepidosauria; Squamata; Lacertidae. Gene Ontology annotation, molecular function: protein binding.
CCUCGCAGAUUGGGGGAGUCUUUUCUUUUGGGGGGGAUUAUCUCCUCUCCACCAUCCCCAAGGAAGGAUCCACCGACCAGCCUUGAGAUCUGGCUUCCUCCUCCGGGGCCACGACGCGUGGGAACCCAAGAGGCGCCGGAGAGGACGGGGAAUCGGGCGGAGGGGGCGAUGGGGCCCCCCAAGAUGCCGACGCCUUCGGGGCUCGCCCGGGGCUUCCUCCUGGCGCUCCUGCUGGGUGGGAUUCAGCUCACUGAGAGCAACUCCUCACACACGGCUGUCUGUCAAGGCUACCCUGACAUCCGGAAGGAGCCACAAGGCCAGAUCCGUAGCCCUUCUUCCCAAGGGACGACAUACAGCAGUUGUAGCUGGGUCAUUCUGGCCGACCCUGAGGAGAUCAUCAGUAUCAGGUUCCAGCACUUUCAUCUCUCCUGUACCUCGGAGAUGCUGAUCAUCCAGUCAGCCUCGCUCCCUUCAUCCCCUUGGAAAAUCUGUGGCUACCACACACCUGAGCCCCUCCGGAUAAAGGGAGGCAACGUGACCCUGAGUUACAACUGGAAGUUCAUGACAGGAGAUGGGUUUCAGCUGAAAUAUGAGAGAGAAGCCAGCAGGCCACCCGUCUUCCCCUGCAACCUCACCCUGGACAACUUCUACGGCAUCUUUUUCUCGCCCGGCUUCGCCUCCGACUCCUACCUGGGCGCUGCGCAUUGCCAGUGGGCCCUCGACGCCCACGACAGCCGGCCUCUGAGCAUCCGCUUCACCGCCCUCAGCCUGGGCGUCGGGGACUCCCUGAGGGUGUACGAGGGGGCGCCCGGAUCCGCGCCGCGCCCCCGCUUGCUGCGCAACCUCGACUACACCAGCAACAAGAAAAUGGUCGCCGUGGACUCGCCUUCCAGCCGUGCGUGGGUGUCCUAUGAGGCGGCGCCGGGAACAUCAGGCCGCGGCUUCAACGCCACCUACCACGUGCGGGGCUUCUGCGUCCCAUGGGAUUUCCCCUGCGGCGGAGGUGACGGCGAGGGGGCCACUUGCUACAGCGCUGCCGAGCGCUGCGACGGGUUUUGGGACUGCGCCAGCGGCGCCGAUGAGGACGGCUGCAAAGGCUGCCCCGUGGGGCAGUACCCCUGUGGGGGGCGCGGGAUCGGCGGGGCCGGCUGCUACGGGCCGGCCGACCGCUGCAAUUACCAGACUUUCUGUGCCGACGCUGCGGACGAGCGCCAUUGCUAUUCGUGCCAGCCGGGCAACUUCCGGUGCCGGGACGGGCGCUGCAUCUACGAGAGCUGGGUGUGCGACGGGCAGGCGGACUGCAUUGACGCCUCCGACGAGGCGGACUGCUCCUACGUCCUCCCGCGGAAAGUGGUGACGGCGGCGGUCAUCGGCAGCCUGGUGUGCGGCCUUCUCUUGGUGAUCGCGCUGGGCUGCACCUGCCGACUGUAUGCCCUCCGCAGCCACGAGUUUGGUAUCUUAUCCCCCUUGUCGCGGAUGGAGGCCCGGCUGGUGCAACGGCAGGCACCACCUUCCUACGGGCAACUCAUUGCUCGCGGCAUCAUCCCCCCUGUCGAAGGCUUCCCCACGGAGCACCCUCAUCAGAAUUCAGUGCUGGGGAACUUGAGGUCUCUGCUGCAUAUGUUCCGCCACGACACAGUCGCCGCCACUGCCGCUGGUGGGAACCGCCGCCCACAUCGCAGCCGCUUCCUGCGCCGCUUGGCGAGGCGCAUGCGGCGGUUGGGACUGCUGCCUCGGCCUGCUCCAACCACCUCCACUUCUGCCUCCGCUGCCGCCGCCACUACCACUACCACAACCACCUCUUCGUCACACUCCACUCCGGAUACCCUGCCUGAGCCACUACCCGGAGAGGAAAACACAACUUCCGGCCAGCUGGAAGAGCAAGCCCCGCCUCUUCCCCAGAAGGCCCCGCCCCCACCUGCCGAGCCUGCGCCAGAGCCCCAGGCCCCGCCCCCUCCCACCCCGCGGUUUUCGGGGAUGAUGCGCUCUCUCCGCGUACGGCUGUUCUCCCCUGCGCUGCCAUGCUCUGUGGAGGCAGGCAAUCCUCUCAGCGCCCCUCCGUCUCCCGAAGACGAGGAUGACGUCCUUCUGGUGUCCCUCACCGUGCCCGACUCCGAGAGCGGAAGCGCGUCUGCCGACUGGGCUGCGGACGACGAGCCCCUUCUGACCUGAGCGGCCUUCUGCAGCAGCAUCCAGACUCUCUUACCCAAACACUGGACGUUGCCUUUUAAGAACUGCACACAGGGUUACUUAUGCACAACAGCAGAAGCAGAAUUUUUUCCACCUCUCCCCCACAACCCACCAGCAAUCCCUUCCCUUCCCGCUUCCCUAAAGGUAUAUUUUGUGGUGUAUGGGAAAGGAUGGCAGUUAAAAAAAAAGAAGAAAGUUCUUAAAGGUUAUUUUCCACGCUUGGCGUUUGAGCAAGAGAAUAGGGGCCACCGCGACACCUCUCUUUCCUCAGUCAUUUUGAGGAUUGAAAUACCAGCUCAGCGGAACAGGGGAGCGAUGCUUGCGUACCACGUAAAUCGGGGUUCUUUAAAGGGGAGAGAUUCUGAUCUGGUAUACCGUCGCUGUUUCUAGUUCUGCGCAACGAGACGAGAGAAAACAAAUCCCUAGGGGCCACCCAGUUAUCUUGACACCUCCAUCUUCUGAGAGCUGCCUGCCGCGGGUUUUGUUUCAGUCAGUGCUGAAAUCGCGGCUUGUGUGGAAGAAGUGAUAGGAGUACAUGCACUUGACAUUUUAAGAAAUGUUCUUGGAAAGUGAGGAGGAGGAAAUGAAAUAUACUUCUGCAGGGAGAAGCUCAGCUAUGUCUGCCUGAAGGAAGGAGAGUUAUGUAGUAGUCAGAAGUAACCCUUACAGGCACUGUAACCCUUAAAAGCAGUGACUAAAUUGGCGGGACCCCAAUCCUAAUUUUGCAAUGCCACAGCAGAGAGGAAAAAAUCAAGUGAUUCAGGUGGACUAGAAAAUUAUUAUUGUGGAGUUGUGGAAAGAUUAAAAGAAGGAGGAAAGGCUGAAGUCAGCAACUCAGCUUAAAUUCUUCUGCAGUAGUUGCAAAACAACAUUUUGACUGUGCACUCCCUAUGUAUGUUUACUCAGGAGUAAAUCCCAAAUUUGUUCAAAUGGACUUACUCCCUGGUAUAGAGAUAGAAUUGCAGCCUUAGGCAGGGAAAAGGAUGGACAAUAUUUUGUUCCCUUUAUUGAUUAAAUGUUUUGUAAGUAAGCUAUUUUUUGAAAAAACACAGAAAAUGAAAGAAGUUAAAUUUUGCACAUGGAAUAUCCAAACAGCUUUAAAUAAGGAAAAUUUGUAUGAAGGAUUUAUUUUUGUAAAGAAAACACUCCUUGAGAAGAGUGAUCAGUUAAGAUUUUUAGUCGUGAUCAUUGCAGAUUAUUUCUUUGGCGGUGACCAAAAGCACAGAAAACGAUGCAUGGAUCCAAAGGCCCAAUAAAUUAACAUAACUUGGUAUAAAUGAUGAUAAAAAUUAGAUUUUAAAAGGUAAAGGUUAUAUCUGGCUAUUUAAUAUAAAGAGUACUAUUUUUAAAAGAUGAAGCUAAGGCUUCGUUCAAGCCAGUCAGAGCACGAAGAGUUGUUUUUCUAAAUAUGACGUUAGAACAGUUAACAACUCUUAAUUCUACCUGAUUUUUUUUUUAAGGCAGUGGCUCAUUCUUAAGCAUCUUUCUUAGACAGGUGUUUAAAAAGGAGCAUAAAAGGGUCAUAUUUUCAUUGAGUCUUUGCCCAGAUCUUUGUAUGUCUAUUUUUAAAAAUAAUAAUAAUAAUUAACUGACAAUAUUCAAAAAAUAAUUUCAAAAGGACAUUGUGGGUGACUUCCAAUGUUAUCUGCCCGUUUGUGCAAAAGAUAUCAGCUUUGCGCAAGAAUGUUUCUGGUUUCUCCUCUGCUGCCUCCAGAUCUUCUUCAGAGGGUCCCCUUGCCUUCUGGAGCAUAAUUUGAGGGUUUCAGGAGGGGCUGAAGGGGCAAGAGAGGAAGGAGAGCCCACAUUUCAGAAGUGGAAUUUCUCUCACACUCUCUUGCCUCUUGCCCAUUAGGUGUGAAUUGGAGCUGGGGAACCUCUGAGCCUCCAAACAUUGUUGGACUCCAACUCCCAGCACCCCAACUAUCUUGGACAGAAGUUGGCACUCAUGGGAGUUGUAGUCCAGUAGCGUCGGAGGUAUCGCAGGUUCCUUAUCCCCUACCACAGGGUGUGUGGUGGCCAUGCUUCUGAAAACCAGUAGCAAGGCUAAGCUAUGUCUGUAUAAAGCUUUAUAGAGGUGAAAGAAAACAGCUUUUCCUUGUUGCUUUUCAACUGACACGAUUCUCUGUCCGGAGAUUCAUUUUGGCAAUAACAGGCUCAGAUGCAAUGACCAUGAUGGAUUCUUCUUCUACUUCUACUUCUACUGUUGAUCCAGCUGUUGAUAUGCAAACGGGGGGGGGGGGGUGAGGUGGAAGCCCCGCCAGAUUAGAAAGUCUGCAGAACAUUCCAAAUCAAAACGAUACACUGCAAUCCUGUCAGGUAAAGAAACCUCCUAACAGGAUUUUGCUAAACCGGUGCCUUCUUAAUCGCACAAUCUAUGGGCGCUCCACGUGACUCAGACGAAGCAAACCAGGGCAGAGGUGGGGGGGCCUCUGCAAUUGGCAGCUAUUACUGUACCUCUCCUGGCACACCUGGGCCUUGAACGCCUUCCCCAGGAAGGAUGGGAAGUGGGGCUGCGACUCCCAUCAUCCCUAAGCCAGCACAGUCAGUACACAGGGAUUAUGGGAGCUGCAACCUCUGGAAGGCCACAAAUUCCCUGUCUCCCCCCUUUAAAAAAAAGAGUUAGGUGAGAUGUUCAAGCCCCGUUGAAAUGGACCCACGGUGCAUUGGUUCCCCUGGCUUUGUUAGCUGCUGGCACAAGUAUGUAUGCGUGUGAGAUAUAUAGAUAUAUAUACAUAUAUAAAUUAUAUAUAAUUUAUUCUUAUUUGCUGACAAGAGAUGCUUCUCGGAGAAAUCAGUGGCGACAUUUAAUGGAAGCCAGGAGUUCAUGUUUUACUGCUGUCUUGUUCUGUUCUCUCCCCCAUCUGGGUAGGUGUGUGUGGAUAACUGACAACGUCGAGUUCUAGAUGAGCAAAUAUUUGCACUGUGUAUUUUAGUCCGUUGAGCUGUGACCACUAACUGGGGCCGCGCUGUUUUGUUAUUUCACCUUCUGUUGCCUUUUCGAGUUUUUUGCUAAGAAUUAAAAAGAGAGAUUUUGAACUGUAA